AUGAUAAAAAUAAACUUUAUCUUGAAACGCAUAAAUCAUUUGGAUAUUGUUUCAGGAUUUCAAGAAAGAAAUAAAAAGUAUAUAGAACUUUCCACACAAAGAAAUGGUGUCUAUUUUACAACUACUGAAAUGAAAGAUUUGAAUGAAAAAUAUGAAGAAUUAGAUCUUCAAUAUGCAGAAGAACAAAGUUCUUUGGAAAAGGAGGUUUUACUUGUUGCAGCAACUUAUUGUUCUGUAUUGGAAAAGAUGAAUGAAUUAAUAGCACAUAUUGAUGUUAUCGUUAGUUUUUCAAGUGUGUCAAUUAAUGCCCCUAUGCCAGUUGAUUUAUGGGUUGAUAAAUAUUAUAAAGAUAAAAAUAAAAAAAUUAAGCCUACUCCAGAAUUUCGUUCAAAUAUACGAAUAGUAUUUGCAG
This is a messenger RNA of Entrophospora sp. SA101, 412 nucleotides long. NCBI's taxonomy places the organism in Eukaryota, Fungi, Glomeromycota, Glomeromycetes, Entrophosporales, Entrophosporaceae. The record is from the annotation of a GenBank genome assembly.